Telopea speciosissima is the source of this 803-nucleotide messenger RNA. Its product is annotated as TATA-box-binding protein-like. Gene Ontology annotation, molecular function: RNA polymerase II general transcription initiation factor activity; DNA binding. NCBI's taxonomy places the organism in Eukaryota, Viridiplantae, Streptophyta, Magnoliopsida, Proteales, Proteaceae. The record is from RefSeq and is a predicted model, not a curated record. The transcript has 9 exons. Bases 38 to 640 code for a protein of 200 amino acids. Gene Ontology annotation, biological process: DNA-templated transcription initiation.
GGAGAAAAUAGGAAAGGUCCGAGUCUGAAAAGGGAACAUGGUAGAUCACAUCUUGGAAGGUAGCCAACCUGUAGAUCUUUCCAAGCAUCCAUCUGGCAUUGUUCCUACGCUUCAGAACAUAGUAUCUACAGUCAAUUUGGACUGCAAGUUGGAUCUUAAGGCUAUUGCACUGCAAGCUCGUAAUGCGGAAUACAACCCUAAGCGUUUUGCUGCUGUUAUUAUGAGGAUUAGAGAACCAAAAACUACAGCAUUGAUAUUUGCGUCUGGAAAGAUGGUCUGCACUGGAGCCAAGAGUGAACAACAGUCAAAACUGGCAGCAAGAAAGUAUGCUCGAAUAAUUCAGAAACUUGGUUUUCCUGCUAAAUUUAAGGACUUUAAGAUUCAGAACAUUGUUGGGUCCUGUGAUGUGAAAUUUCCCAUUAGGCUUGAAGGUCUUGCAUAUUCUCAUGGUGCCUUUUCUAGUUAUGAACCAGAACUCUUCCCUGGCCUAAUCUAUCGGAUGAGGCAACCAAAGAUUGUCUUGCUCAUAUUUGUGUCUGGAAAAAUUGUUCUCACAGGGGCUAAGGUGAGAGAUGAAACAUACACAGCCUUUGAGAACAUAUACCCAGUUCUUGCAGAAUUCAGGAAAAGCCAACAAUGAUAACCUCCUCGGGGCCACACAGCUUGUCAUCAUGAAUCGUUUGAGGCGGAGAAAUUUGCCUCUUUGUUGCUGAGGGUGAAUGCAACUGUAAAUACGUGAUAAAGAGGCUGAUAUACUAGUGGGCUUUCGUCAUCCGUAUAAUUUAAAUAUGGGGUCUUUACAU